Molecule: messenger RNA, 6532 nt
Organism: Ruditapes philippinarum (Manila clam)
Lineage: Eukaryota; Metazoa; Mollusca; Bivalvia; Venerida; Veneridae
Exons: 4
Coding region: 374-2515 (713 amino acids)
Biological process (GO): proteasome-mediated ubiquitin-dependent protein catabolic process; protein polyubiquitination
Molecular function (GO): ubiquitin protein ligase activity
Source: RefSeq, a predicted model, not a curated record
AUGAUUGGCGGGGGAAAUUGUCAUCGAUCGCGUUAAAAGCCGUAGCAAUCCGUAUAGGAAACGUGCGGUGACUUCUGGGGGAUUUCAGUGCUUUGUAAAAUGUUUUAUCUAUACACAGACACACACAACGUUUUCAAUUUAAGAAAGAAAGACGCUGGAUUUUAGUCUCAUUGCCUUGGUUAUAAUAAAGAUAAAAAAUAAUUGAACGUAACUUAUUUUACACUGGGGAUGAAAUCAGAAUCGGGCAUCAUUUAAUUAGAAGUUAAAAAAAAAAGUUUUAAAAAAAAUGCAGUGAGAUGAGUUGCCAAAAAAUUCUGUAAAAAUACAACGGAUUUCAUAUUAAUUCAGCAGGCAAUUUAUUUAGGCAGCAAUUAUGGAAAGUAACAAGGAUUUCGAGGCUUACGCUACAAGUCUGUUUGGUAAGGAUUACCAUGAUAAAACGGGCAAGAAAGGCAAACCCGCUCCAUGGUUAGAGAAACCAGGUUAUCACCCGGAGCCAUUCGAUGUUGUUGUUGUAGACAGAAAUGAAAACGUCAUCAAAGGAAAAGAGAAAGACAAACCACAUAAAACAGGAAUCGGUAAAAAAAUAAGUGUAAAGAAAAAAACACAAAGUAAGGAUGGACGCUUAACACCCGUAUUUAUAGACAUGAAUGAUUCCCCUAUCCCGGAAGACAAGACAAAGGGUGCGUUCAAUAAAAGACGAAAGUCGGAUCAUAAAGAAAAGAGUAACGAGAUAAAUAAAGACAAGAAAAAUAAACCUAAAUUUGAACAGUUACGAUUCGAAGGUGAUGAUUCAGGAAUAAGUCUGAAUGAAGACGGUGAUGAUAAUGUUUUCCGGGAACAUUUACCAAACAGACACGAUGAUUCUGGCAGUGAAAGUGAUUUGGCUUACUUUUGUGUUGAUCAUAUGAAAAUGUGUAACUCUAAAGCUGAGUUCCGGAAACACCGCCGCUGUAAUUUAGACGUCAAGUCCGGGGCGAGCACCCCAGCAACAUCACGGACAUCUCAGGAACGAGAAAAGAGUCGAACGACGCGGUUUCAGUCUUCCGAGGGACGGAGAACGUCAUCAGUGUCACUAUUUAGCCGCGGAUCUAAUACAGGCAGAAGUUCGGUGGCGUUUGCCGGAAUGCAGACGAUGUAUCUGCAGACGCUAAGAAAGCUGUAUAAAUAUUCCGGGGUGAUAAUUGGGGACAGAUUAAGUCUAAAGGAUGAAUUGCGAAACCAGAAGAUUAUGGUACAGGAGCAAAUGUUAGAAUAUAUGGAGGAAUUAAUUGCACAUAUCUUAAAAUUGAAGAAUUAUUUCCUGGCCGAUUUAGACAUUCGCCAUAAAUCCGGCCUUUUAGAUAUCUCCCAGCAGGUUGCGAAGAUUCACAAGUUUAAAUUGGAAACUCAAGCUCUGUGGGAUAAGUUACAGGUACCAACAGAUUUCAAUGAUUUCGAGGGAUACAAAGGCAUCAUUCUAGAAACAAAAGAAAAGACGGCCGUGCUUCAAGUAAUAAUGCAGGGCAUAUUCGGCUCAUGCAAGAAGUAUAAAUACCAUUUAGAACCUGCGCCGGAAGUUGAAGAGUUUUAUGAGAGAGAUAUUAUCGCUCACGUUGAGGAAAUAAAAGUCACGACACUUCUCCCGCCAUUUUUAUGUGUGAAAACAACAGAUGACGAUGAUGAUGACGACGAGUCUGUAUCAGAUUUUACGUCCUUAAAAUCUAUAGAAGGUUUUGAACAUGUAUGUGGGAAGAAUGAAACUGCAAACGAGACAUGUUGUUUCACGGGCUGUGCUUAUAUAACCGACGAUUCUGUUCUCUUAGCUGAUUGGUCUAAUGGCUCUAUAAAAUUGCUGAAUAAGCAAGGACUGGUGGCUGACUAUAUGCAGUUUAAGAAAAGUCCAUGGGAUGUUGUAAGAAACUCUAGUGGUCAAGUAGCGGUGACCGUUCCACAUUUACAAAAAGUAUUCAUUAUUGAAGCUGAGCCGCAUCUUCGGAUUGUCGGACAAUUCAGCACGAGGUGUGAUUGUUUUGGAAUAUGCAAAAUAGGCGAUAAUUAUGCAGUGACAUGUGACCCGUGGAGUAAAAUGCCGUCUUUACGGGUUUUUAAUGAACUUGGAAACGUGUUGCUUAAAGUGCAGACGGAUUCACUUGGAGAUAACUAUUUUAAAUGUCCAUUACAUGUGUGUUCCGAUUUUUUCAGUACUGUGAUGUAUGUGUCAGACUCUACUGCUGACUGUGUUUAUGCCAUUUCCGUUUCCGGUAGCAUAAUCUUCUGUUACAGGAACGAAUAUCUCGAGUACCCGACUGGUGUUGAAACAGACAGAAACAACUGUUUACACGUCUGUGGGAAAGUGUCAUCAAACAUUCACAAACUUACAAAUAAAGGAGAAUUACAGGAAAAACUUCUGCAAAACAAUGGUGAUGUACAACAUCCUUGCGCAAUCGCGUUUCAUCCAGAUGGUGAUCACAUGAUCUUAACUGACCUUAAAGGUGACAUGGCCUCGGGUUACUGGAAAUUACAUUUCAUGUAGACAGUAAAUGUAAAGAUUAAGUAGAAAGGUACAUGUAUCGCAUUUAGGGAAAAGGGUAGAAACGAAGAUGUUAAACAUGUCUGUAUUGAUACAUAAGCGGCUGAUUGAAGGUAUUUUCAAAAGGUCUAACGCUACAAUAUCACAUACUGAUGAACGACCGUGAUAGCACAAGCAUGGAGAAAUGCAAGAACUGUUGAUGUAUAUAUGUAAAUUUUCUUUUAAAAUAUCGGUAAAGUUUGGCCGGCCAAACAAAUUUAAUGCAACAAAUUUUCCAUUUUUAGAAGAUCAUCUUAUUGUAAAAUAUUAAUUUAAUUUAUGUGGGAUUUAUGAACCAUUUACAGUAUUGAGUCAUUUCAGUUGUAGAUCAUAACCUACAUUAUGUGAUGUAGAUCAUAUCAUACAUUAUGUGAUGUACAUCAUAUCAUACAUUAUGUGAUGUAGAUCAUACCAUACAUUAUGUGAUGUAGAUCAUAUCAUACAUUAUGUGAUGUAGAUCAUAUCAUACAUUAUGUGAGGUACAUCAUAUCAUACAUUAUGUGAUGUAGAUCAUAUCAUACAUUAUGUGAUGUACAUAUUGUCGCUUCAUUUAUGUGAUGUACAUAUUGUCGCCUCAUUUUGUGACUGGAUCUGUCUUAUUUCUCAUUUUGUUACACACGACGCGGAUAACAAACACUCCUAUAAUAUAUAUAGCUGCCAGUUAAGAUCGGAAUAUCCGGCUCGAGGGCGAAUGUUCUAGACUAUAUAUCGAGAAUCUGCUUCAAAUACGCGAGACCGAGAUAUUCCUGCCAGUGUGUGUUUCAUUUUUCGUUUAAAUGUUACAUAUUAAUUUAGGUUUGAAAAAAAAAUAACGAAAAGAAAUAUACUUCUAUGAAGCACUUUUUUCUUAUGAAAUAGCGUAUACAUUUAACAUUUUUAUUCAUAACGCCGGUGAAACGACGACUUUUCAAGUACGCGAAUCAUCCAAGAACUAGAGAGGUUACGAUAACAUUUCUACACUAGAAAGUUUGACAUGCAAGAAACAAAUAACGACUCUCAAUCUGUGAUAGUGCAAUGUAAAUUGUCUCUAUAGUGAAGUUUUUAUCAUUAUAAUUGUUCUCAAUAUCAGAAAUACAUUAUACAUAGAAUUACAUUUUAGAAUGUUCCAUGUCAGUGAUAUUAAAUCAUAUUGCUAUAAAACUUUGUAAACAAUAUAUUAAUUCAUGUACGUAAUAUAAACUAGAAGAACUUUGUUUAUGUUAGAUUUUUAAACAAUAUAAGUUUGUGCAUGGUUACUAUUUUUGUUUGAAGUUUACCAACUUCUAAAAGAAGCUAAACGUGAUAUCGAAAUAACAACAACAACAACAACAGCGACAGCAACAAUAACAUGAAAAUCUAAAAGCUGCCACAGAAACAUUUUAAAGCUAGUGUAUCAAGAUAAAGCUGUAAUUUAAUGAACGACAGUGAGAGUGUACUUAAAUCAAUGAUUCUCGGUGUCAUAGUCUUAUGUUAUUUUAUCAGUUUGUUUGGACACUGUGUAAAACGAUCAUACUAGUGGUACAGAUCGAUCUAUCUAUUGGACCAAAUACCUGUUUCAGUCAAGCUCCAGCGGGAUUAUUUGUUUUACGUUCUUUGAUCAAACAAUGAAACAGAGCUAUAUUUGUUGCUAUAGGUGAAAAUGGCAGCAGAAAAAUAAAUACAAUAAUCACCUUUACUGAUUAUUCUGUUGAUACUUUACUGGCUCCAUUAAACUCGCGCUAUUUCACGUGGCUUUGUUUUCAUUCAAUGGUUUUAGUGUGCUUCAUUUUUAUAUCUUAAAUGAUAUUAAAUUUCACACGAUACAUUUGUAAAUAUGAAAUGUUUAUUGUUUAAGCAUUGAUAGAAACAAUACUACACAAUAUAGGUGAAAUUAUCAAAGAAUGCAGGAAAAAACACACUUAAAUAACAUUUAUGUAAGUGACAUUUAUAUAAGUGAAUUUUAACUUGUAUUUCAAAUAUUUAAUCAAACUAUUAUAACUGCAUCUGGUAAUUACCAUUUUGUUAUAUUUUUCAAGAUUUUGUGUUACCAUUGACGAACCUUUCACUCAUAAGAGUGCAAAAUAUUGAAAACAAAUAAACCUUAUUAUGAGUUUCAAAAUAACAGCUCUUCUGUUCCCUCGAGAAAUGUCACGCAGUCCAGUUGAAUGUCUUUUAUAACGUAUUUUCAUUAAAGAAUAAACUUAGUAAGAAUACGACUAUUCCGAUCAUCAAUAAUGCACUCGAGGUGACUUUGAAUUUCCACGCGCGCAGUCCUUUAAUAACGCAUUAACCAUGGCAAAUUAAUACGGCAUUGAGGGACUUUCGAAGAAUAACAUGUAAACUUGAUUUUUGCAUUAUUUAGCUACGAUAUUGUUAGCAAUAAAUAAGAAUCAAUAAUGGUACCAAGAUGCUAUUAGCUGUCUACGUAUCAAUAAAUAUAUGAUAAAUUAGUGUAGGCGAAUGACCUUUUUAAUGUUUUAAAGAUUUUAUAUUGCCUACUAAUGCUUUGCAGGGUUUCUCCAAAAGUCACGUAAAUAUUUUUGUAAUUCUUGUAUAAAAUACAACCAAAUCUAAAUACACUCAAAGACUAUAAUAUUGGCUUUAUUUUGAUUUUUAUCUAUUGACACAUUUAUUACUAUGUAUGAAUUUUGAUUAAAUGUAGAUGUCACGCCCAUAAUGAAGUAUUUCCGGAUUGGUAAUAUUUGUUUAUUUUCAUACAGACAAAUGUUUCAUUUUGAACAAAUCUGCCAAGUAAGUUUCUAACAUACAUAAUAUUGUCACAAACAUUUCUUGUCCUUUGGGUAUAAAAUGUCCUGAUAUUUGAAUAACAGCUAUUUUCUGUGAUAAAUAUUUAUUCAGCGUAUUAUUUGAUAUGUUAUCAGUAUUUGUAUGAAUACAUAAUUAUGUUUAUAAUGAUUUUCUAUUUUGUAAAUUUGUUAUAUGUAUCUGCUAUAACAAGAUUUGUUUAUAUGUAUUUUUGGUGUUAUUAUUGUGUUUUAGGAAUAAUUUUUCAUCUUUAUUGAAUUUGUCACGCAUAUUUCAUGAAAUAUUUAUAUGUCAGUCAUUUUUCGUGCAAUUGUUUAUAUGCCAUCAAUAUUUCAAGCAACGUUUUUUUUUGUCACGCAGAUUUCACGAAUGUUUAUUUGUCAGUCAUUUUUUGUGUAUUUGUUUAUAUGCCAUGCAUCUUUCAUGCAAUGUUUAUUUGUCACGCAUAUUUCAUGAAAUGUUUAUAUGUCAGUCAUUUUCAUGCAAUUGUUCAUUUGUCACGCAUAUUUCAGGUAACGUUUAUUUGUCAGGCAUUUACUAAGCUUUGUCGUACCUAUUUUAUGCAAUGUUUUUUUUCAUUGUCAUUCGUUUUUAUGUAAUGUUCAUUUGUCACGCAUAAUUCAAGCAAUUUUAUUUGUCAGGUAUAUUCUAUAUAUGCUUUGUCAUACCCAUUUUAUUCAAUGUUUAUCUUUAUUUGUCAUUCGUUUUUCAUGCAAUGUUUAUUGUCAUUUGUUUUUCAUGUAAUGUUCAUGAAUAUUUCAUGUUGUUUUUAUUCGUCACGCAUUUUUCAUGCAAUGUUUAUUUGGCAUUACUUUUAAUGCAAUGUGUUUUUGGCGUUCAUUUUUCAUGCAAUUGUUAUUUGAAACGCAUAUUUUAUGCAAUUUGUAUUUGUCAAAUAUACCCCAUGCAGUGUUUUUUUUGUCACGUAUAUUUCAUGUCAUGUUUAUUUGCCACUCAUUGUCAUACCUAUUUCAAGCAUUUUUUGUCAUGAAUAUUAUUUUAGUUUUUUUAUUCGUCAUGUAAUGUUUAUUUGUCUCGAUAUUUCAUGGAUUGUUUAUAUAUCAUGCAAUGUUUAUUUACCAUACAUAUUGCACGCAGUUGUUAUCUUUAUGCAUAUUCCAUGCAAUUGUUAUUUGUUACAUGUAUCCAUUGAUGAUAUAUUAUAUAUAAGAAGCACUGUUUUUUUUUCUGUUAUAGUGCGCAGUGACGUACAAAUACAGUAAAAGUUGACAUGACGUCUGUUAUGCAAUAAAUGAU